AUGGCCGAAACAAAAUCAGCUAUGAGGAAACCAGUUUUCACCAAGAUUGAUCAGCUAAGGCUCGGCACCAAUGGACACAAUAUAGUAGUGAAAGUUGUCACUUUAGAUAUGGUAUUGCAGAAGGGCCGCCUAGAUCAUAAUCAACUUAUUCUCUCUAAAGCUAUGGUGGUUUCCAUUGAAGUCCAAUUGUUCGACGGGCUCAAUUUCAAUGGUUGCAUGGAAAGUAUGGCCGAAACAAAAUCAGCUAUGAGGAAACCAGUUUUCACCAAGAUUGAUCAGCUAAGGCUCGGCACCAAUGGACACAAUAUAGUAGUGAAAGUUGUCACUUUAGAUAUGGUAUUGCAGAAGGGCCGCCUAGAUCAUAAUCAACUUAUUCUCUCUAAAGCUAUGGUGGUUUCCAUUGAAGUCCAAUUGUUCGACGGGCUCAAUUUCAAUGAUGUGAAUAUGGAUUUGGUGGAGUGCAAGAGAGGAGCUUGGUCUGCAAGACGUUUUGCAUCAGUUUUAGAAACAGUUUGA
Ilex paraguariensis (yerba mate) is the source of this 516-nucleotide messenger RNA. Lineage: Eukaryota; Viridiplantae; Streptophyta; Magnoliopsida; Aquifoliales; Aquifoliaceae. The record is from the annotation of a GenBank genome assembly.